Molecule: messenger RNA, 1853 nt
Organism: Syzygium oleosum
Lineage: Eukaryota; Viridiplantae; Streptophyta; Magnoliopsida; Myrtales; Myrtaceae
Exons: 1
Coding region: 99-779 (226 amino acids)
Source: RefSeq, a predicted model, not a curated record
CUAUCUCCCUCCUCCCCAAACCAAAACCAGAAACCGGAAAAGACCAAAAAGCCCCUCCCUCCCUCCCUCCCUCCCUCCCUCUGCGCGAGUCGUCGCUGAUGGAGAUGGAGCCGAGGACGCCGGAGGUGGCGAAGAAGCUGUGGAGCGUCGUACGGACGGCGGCGUUCAUGAUGAGGAAGGGCUUGUUCUCCAAGAGCAAGCUCAUGGUGGACCUCCAAUUCAUGCUCAACCGCGGCAAGCUCGCCGGCAAGGCCAUCGGCAACCUCAUGCUCCACCACUACUACUCCUCCUUCACCUGCCGCUCCGACGACGACGUCGCCUGCAUCGCCUCCGCCUCCGCCUACUCCUCCUUCGCCCCUCGCGAGUACGAGUUCAGCUGCAGCAACACCCCCGCCAACAACCCCUUCUUCCCCAAGCGCGGCAAGCACCACCGCCACCGCCACCACCACGGCCGCCGCAGCAGCGGCCACCGCCACCACCUCGCGCCGCGCUACAACGACGCGGGGGCGAUCAGCGCCGUCCAGAAGGUGCUGGAGAUGCUGAACAGCGCCGACGUCGUGGAGGCGUCGCCCAUGCUGCUGCCCGGGUUCGGGAAGAGCCCCGCGGUGCGGCAGCUCCGGAUCACGGACUCGCCGUUCCCGCUGAAGGACGACGACGGGGACGGCGGCGAGGUCGACGUGGCGGCGGAGGAGUUCAUCAGGAAGUUCUACAAGGACCUGAAGCUGCAGAAAACCAUGGCCCCGGUGGAGUCCCCGUAUCAUUAUGGCAUGUGGGGCUGAACCGACGGCGGCGGCAGCGGCGACGUUUUCCGACAUGGUGCUAGUUUUUCUUCCUUAACGGUCGUGGAUCUCCACGAAUGUUCUUUCAUAAGGGUCGCCGUCGGCCGGGCGGGGGGCAUCAAGCAUGAUUCGGAUGCAUUUCCACAAGCCCUGAUGCGGCAAAAAUGCCGAAACAUACGAAGAUCGGAUUACCAAAUCGGUUUAUGACGGGGGAGAAACGCGACCCCGACCUUACCGGUCGUCCAAAAAAAAACCGUUCGGAUGUCCGCUCACGGUUCGCAUGGUCUCUCUUCGUAAACCCGCUUUGGUCAACCGAUCUACGUAUCUUUUUAGCAUUAAUCGACUCGAAAAAUGCUUUCGGACGGCGGCGGCGAGGCUGCUUUGCUUAUGUAAAAAAAAACAAAAAAAAUUGGGCCAUGGCAUGGAGCUAGCACUCUCUAAAUUGCAACAAGCUUGGAGGAGUUGGUUUUUUUUCCUUCUUUCUAGGCUUUUUCUUCUUUUCUGUCUUUCAUUUUUGGCAAUUCCUCCCUUGUUGCCUACUGUCGAUAAUAAAAGGAAAAGGAACCGGAGAGACGUGGAUUUCCCCUCUCGAAUCUUAGCCUUAUUUCCUUCUGGCGAUGCCGGAAAUGUCGGGUUCGAUAAUGGACGUGAUCAUACCGAGCGAAACCGCACGUACCAUGCUUAUUUCGAGAGAGGCCCGAUCGCAAUCCGGCACCGGACAGCAACGAGGCAAGUCCCGUGCAGUGGCGGGCGACGGCGACGGCGUCGGGUGCGGUAGUAGCCUAUAGAGGUUGGUGAGGAAAAGAAGAGGUGGUGGUGGUUGCGUAACUCUAGUGGUCGAAAUUCGGCUGCCUAGUUGGGAGGUCACUUCGGGAAGUGGUACUGAAAAAUUAAAUGAGGGAGGGAAGGAAGCAUGCACGAAUACGACGACGUCGUUCAUCGGCGGUGGCGAGUCCUGCGAGUUCUCCCCCCACUUCCGUGGAUAAUUCAGGAACAGAGAAUCUGGGUCUGGUCGGAAUGAUGUUUCUGGAUCAGAAUUUGCAGGGAAAGAUGCUCUGUACUAUGUAUCAUGUA